AGUUGAAGUAAGAAUUUUGUUCUCGUCACCCACUGCCUCGGGUUAGUGCUCUGAGACUUGCCGAUUGGUUGCAAUCGGAGUCACACGUACAGCGGAUGAUAUUCUGUAAGUACUUACUUACUCCCCCUCUGCGAUAGAAUUUCUACUUAGUAGGCACAAAGAUACCAGCUACGAAGCUGCAAUCGAUAUGAUGACGAGCACGCCAAACACUUUGUCGCAGAAGGAGCGGCGGGUUUUCCCGUUUCUCCGCCUGAUGCGUCAGAACGGAUGGAAGUUGGUGCGGAUUACCGGUAGCCACCACAUCCACGUCAAGCCGGGGAAGUGCUGCAUUCCGGUGGUCGUGCAUAACAGAUGCGUGAGGCGUGAUGUAGCUCGGGCGGUUCUGAAGCAGGCGGGCCUCAAUGUCGGGGACUACUUACCCCACGUUAGUGCAGAUGAGGAGCUCGUGAUUGAAAAGGCGGACACGCAGGCGAUUUCUGCCGUUGACGCGUCGUGCUCGGGUGGCGGGCGCGCCGAGCCGAAUGAGCUCCGACCAGCCCGGCAUGCUGCGGCGCUCGCGCCUGUCGUAUUGGCAACCGAGGAAGACGAAACGGUCUUGCAAGCGAGAGAGGAAGGGCGCCAGGCACGGCGCGCGCACUUGGAAGAGCAGGCAACGCGGCUUCGAUCCCUGUGCGAUGCCGCGGCCGCCGCUCUUGCGGAAGCCCUGGAUACGACCGCUUUGGUGUGCGCACUUGAAAACUUGGAGAACCUUCGCGACAUUCUGCUCAGGAGCUUCGAUGACAUCGGCAAGUCGUUCGGUUUUGCACCGGGGACGCGGAGGGUCGCGGGCGGUGCGGAGCAAGAUGGCGACGCGGCACCACCUGCGAGCUCGUUCACCGUAGACGAUGCGGAAACGCUUUGCCGCGCAGCAGCUACGUGCAUGAGCGUAGACGAGCGGACUUCAUUGCUUUGCGACGUGAUGUUUAUCCACUCCCUCAGCAGUCUCGAGUACGCUGUGGUGGAGUGUGAAUUCGGCUCGGAGGUGCAAGACCUCCUCAUCCGGGCCUGUUUCACGCAACUGGACACUUGCGUCAAGAAAAUCGUCGCAACGGCGUCACGCGAGGGGAAUAUUGCUUCUGCUGCGGCAUCCUCAUCUUCCAAGACCUGCGACACCGCAACCAAGCUCCAGGAAUGGAAGCAGUCGCUGACGGAUUUUUUGUGCGCGAGGUACCUCGAGUCCUUGCACAAGUGCACGAAGGUGGUUAAUUAUGAGUGCAACAGGCGAGAGCCGCCGAAAGGCUACACAACCGGAGCCGAGUUGGAGCAGAUGAAGAAACCGAACAAGGUUGUGAGCGAAGAAGAGUAUAAGAAAAGUCGCGUCGGGAUGGUGAAAGGCUUGCACCUACUUUUGGAUCUAUUCGGGGUGCGCGGGAACUCGAGAUUGCGGCUGCUGGGGCCAGGAAUCAACUGCGAGCGCGAUGAAGACGCGAGCGAUGAAAUGGAGAUGACAGCAACUACGGCAGCUGCAACGGCGUCGCAGGCGGAGAUACUUGAGGUCGCGCGCCCGGCCAAGGCAAGUAAGAACAAGAAGAAGCGGCAGGCCCAGAGGGAAGCAGAAGCGGCUGCCGCGAAGGAGCAGCUUCAGGUAGCGGACGUGGCCACACUUAUUUCUCAGCGAGUCGAAGCAGCGGUUCCUGCGCAGAAAGAGCUGUGGACGGAAGCGGAACGCGAGGAGCCGCCCGAUUUGUCCUUCGUGCAGCAGCUCGUCUGUCCCGAAACGGUGCUGUACUACGAGUUUAUGGGGUUGCCCUUCGCGCAGCGCUUUUCUAUCGCUGCGAAUCAAGCCUGCGAGUACCUCUCCGUCCGCUUCGGCCCGUGCUUCCUCGACAGUGCCGAGAUCACGCGUUUCUUCACCCGCCUCGCCACGUUCCAACUGGCGUACCCCAUCUUCGAGUGGAUGUACCUCCUGGACCAGGUCACCCGGUUCCCGACUCCUGGGGAGCACGACCGCAUGCUGCAGUGCACUUCGUGUCUGAGUCGACGCGCCAAACCCGACAGGGCAGAUCGGGAAACUCUGCAGCUACGACUGCAGACGCGGGUUGAACAAGCAUCAGGUCAGCGGCACAAGGAGCAGGCGCCUUUCGCUUGGAAGGAUGUGUGGAAUCCCCACCUGAAGAAGCGCGUCGGGGACCUUGCGUUCACACUGGUUGCCAACCUGCGCACGGCGGUCGGAGUGGAGGACCCACGGGAGCCGAACGUGCACGACCUGUUUGCGGGGGCCAAGCGUGCGUGGAUCGUCGGUAACACGGCGGUUGCGACACUGCGUCACGUCAACGGCCGGCGGGGGAGUGGUGUCCGUUUCUCCAGAGGAGCUCUGCGGUCCAAGGCAUCAUUGGCCCCCAAUGCGAGGGAAGCAGAUGAUCUCAUCUCUGCCGCACUCAAUCGUGAAUUGCCUCUGAUUGUCGGCGCCGAUUUGCACGCGGAACUGGAAGCGCUGGGCGUGCCGACCUCCCUCGCCGACCUUACGGGUGACCAUCUGGAGACGCUGGCGGCGUGGAAAAAAGCGGGGCGUGAGUAUGAACAUUCUGAUGCUGCUGAAAGCGCGGCUGAACAGGACGAUGAGGAUAGCAGUGAUGUGGAAUGCGGUGUAGAAGAAAACAGCGGGGACGCGCCGGAGAACACGGGCAAGGGUUCGCACCUCCUGGCAGAAAACGUGUUGGAACGGGACGAACGGGCCGCACUUCCCGCUCGGUACGACUGUACAAGCGACGAGUAUGACGAAAACGCAACCGCAGAAGCUGUCCGUCGCGGACGUGCGAUUCUGAACACGUACCGUUACUCCCCCGUGAACCAGGAGCAGAUCUGGAUCGAGAAUUGCGUGCUCCACACGGAGCUUGCGGAGCUUAACAAGGUCCCAACGCGGGACCUCGGUCUGCCCAUCGGAAUCGCCAUCGACAAGGACAGUGCCGUUGCCGAAUGGGUCGAACUGAUCUCCAGUCUGCAGCACGAAAGAACGGAAAACGCUUGCAGUGUCGCGAAGUCGACCGCCUGCUCGGUAGGUGGGGAUAAAACCACGACCAAGGCACAGGUAGAUCCGCGCGCAGAGAGGCUGCGCGGGCAAUUAUUGCAAAGCCCGACGAACCUUAUCAAGCACCAUCUCCGCUGCACAGCGAAUAGUACCACCGGGGACCACGACGUUGAGAGCAAAACCGCAAUUGCGCAGCUGCCGCAGCCUGUCGCUGACGUUCGCGUUCGCCUCGACAUCUGGCGAAACGAUGAAGCGUCCUCGACGUACCAGAGCGCCGCAGCGGCGUCGAACGUUUGCAGCUCCCUGAAAUUGAUAAGCGGGCGCUUAGGUGCCCGGCACGGGCUGCGGCUGCUGCGGCAGCAUACGGAUUCUAUUCUGCGGUUCUGCGACGAGAUGCUCCGCCGGCUUUCUGCCUACCCUUACCCGGUUGCGUGGCGCGGGCGAGGCUGUGGAUUUGGGGCGCAGCUGCGGCGCGUGAACUUGCUGCUCUUCAUGGUGCUCCGCAGCCUCAGCGACCUCCACGACGAAGAGCUUUUCGCUGGAGACCUUUACCUGAAAGUGUUCGAGGUGGUGAAGAUGACCCUGCGGUCCGCGAAGUUGUUUUUGGAAAGAGUAGAUCCCGAGGCGGAUCGGACGAGGGACGACGGGUGCGGGAUGCACAGCGGGGUCGUGAGGUUGGCCGCCGUGGUGUGCGCCCGUUAUGACGUGGGAAGGUCUGGGCGCACCAUUUUCGUGUUCUUCAGCGGCAUCUUCUGCAUGCUGCUCGUCGCUUUCGAAGAGGCCGGUCCGCGACAACUGCUGCUGGGAGAAGAUUCGAAAAUGAUCGCAGGCGAGCGGAAGCAGCUGCGCGGUCUUCAGGGCAAGCCGCAGUACAAUGGCGCGCUCGUGCGCUUGCUGGGACCGAUGCCGGCCGAUGCAAACCGAUGGAGGGUUCUGCUGGAGGACGUGGCGCCGGGCCAGGAGUUGUCGGUCAAGAUCGAAAGUCUGGGCGCGGUUGCGCCGGACAGGUUUCUCUUCGUGAUGUGGUGGGAAGUCAGAAAACUGCUGACGGGGCUGACGGAGGAGGUCACCGAUUUCAUGAACUUGGACGAACAAGACAAGCACUGGCACUCGCACCUGCUGUGGCGGAGGCGAACGCACUCGCCGAAAGAAUUCCGCGACUUCCUCACGGACGGAAAAACUAUCAAAGACCAGUACUUCAACCCGAUGCGCAACUACCUGUUCCGCAUCCUCUGGCGGAUCUUGGUAGACACAACGCCCAUUUCGAUGAAGAAGCUGAAACAAAAACACAAAAAUAUCGUGAAGGCCAUACAAGACGCCGCCGACGCGCGUCCGCGUGGAGGGGCGAGCACGUCGACUAUGCACAACAACAGCAACGACGAAAAAGCAGCAAAUAAACCAGGUGAAAAACAAAAGCGAAGCAUCACGCGCAAAACUCCUUUUGCAAUUCCGGACAGCACGACGACGUCUCGCAACGUGAGUCCGCAAUUUUUUUCGGACUACUGCGAAGAGACCUCCACGCUGCGCGAGGACGUGCUUCAGCUCCACCGCCUGGCUACGGUGCUCCAGCAGGACCUUCACGAGAGCGCGCUGGCGAGCUUUAAGGAUCCCCCUUCUGCGCGGCUCUGGGAGGUGACCCGGAAAGCGCUCGCGGAUGCGCAGGCUACUGCUGGCCUCGUGCCGUUCGAAGAGCAGGCACGACUCCCGACGAGCACCCUGCAGGCCAUGCAAGAGGAGUUGGAUAGGAGGGGCGCUGAAGCACGAAAUCCACACCAGCAGAAAAGCCGCCUCGCGCAGCUGCUAGCCGGCGGGGCGGAGGACGAUGGAGCGGAAGUUGGAUAUGAGGGCCCGAUCGAAUGCGUGCGGUCCGAGGCAGACAAGGCGUUGGUGCGCCGCGCUGCCUCAGACUGUCUGCGAGACUUGAUGUCGUCCGGAGCAGGUCACGGCCGGAACGCAGCGACGAGCUGGGCACUGGAAACCGGCAUGCGAUACUGCCAAUUGCGCGACACCUUCGGAAAGAUCGUUGCGAAGGUGAAGCCGAUUGUACGGAAGGGGGCUCGCUAUACAGACCGAUGAUUGAUGUAUGUAGGUUUCUGAGAACGGGUUAGUGCAGCUCGCGCAGGUCGCGGAGUAGAGGCAAAAGCAAAACUAGGUGUAGUUCAUUUAUUAGCACUGGUCGGCGAUUUUUCUUUUUGGGAAAGGUAAGCUGGUGGCCGUUGGAAAAUUCAUUGCCAUGGAGAACUUGGUGUGGUUGUCUACUAGGCCGUUGUAGUGCUGCUCUGGUGGCCGGUAGAGGCUUCAAGUGGCGGGCGGGAAUGCAAAGAGCACAUGGCGGCGACUGCUUCCUCGUACAUGGAGCAAGACUCGCAUAGCCAUCCAUUCUAGGAAAGGCCUGGUGGUGGCGGUAACUUGUUAGUAUUAGUUAUUUAUCGGUCUUGAUAGCUGGCUCCACCAUACCUGUUCGGAGGACACGACUAUGUCGCCUUGGCCGAUGCGCGCGCGGCAGUGAGCUUGACGAAGCAGAAUGCACCGAUCCCCGUGAUGAAUGCGAUGUGCGCGCAGCGGCUGGAAUUGGAGGCGUUGUGUGCUGGCCUUGGCAUCGAGAGCUUCCCCGUUCCUAUGGACUGAUGAGGGGAGAAGGUAAAUUUAGAUAGAAGAUGACAGGAAGAUGCAGAUCCAGAUCUCCCAUGGCUCUAGUCAUCUUUGCAAGUUUAAGGUUAAGAGUAUGUAUCAAAAAGAAAAAAACGAUAGGCAAAAUGUAUGGAUAGCAGAUGUAACAAAGAUGCACGGUCUGAAUGACACGAAUUGCGCAAGGAUGCGAUUGUGGUCUAUCUUUUGGAACAAUGAACGAUACUCAUGAGUGAUGUGCCGCAAUGUUCAUUCUUUGGAGCGGAGUCUCGCGUUUUGUGGGACUUGGGAUUUGCAGCAAGGACUGAUAUUCCGGAUCUUUGCCGGAAU
This is a messenger RNA of Amoebophrya sp. A120, 5965 nucleotides long. NCBI's taxonomy places the organism in Eukaryota, Dinophyceae, Syndiniales, Amoebophryaceae. The record is from the annotation of a GenBank genome assembly.